AUGCCCAAAGGGCGGCGCGGCCACUGCGUCAUCGCAGCGCCCUCCGGCGCCCUCGCCUCCCUCGACGCGCUCAUCACCGACCACGAGCUGCCGAUACAGAGCUGCUUCGAGGCGUGCUCGUCCUCCCUCUUCUGCAUCGCGCUCGAGUUCUCACCCGCCAACGCGUCCUCCUCCGCGCUCGCGGACUGCCGGCUCGUCAAAGGGCCCCUCUCGGUCGAGGCGGUGGCGCCUUCCGACACCGCCGCCUGCUACGUGCGGCGCAAGCUGCUCGGGGUCGAUAGGGACGCGCCACUCUCGCCGGCGCACCCCGCGGCCGACAAGGAGGACCCGUCGUCGACGGGGCCCGACUUUGGCGAGCCGCGCGCCCCGCUUGGCGCGUCGGGCCAAGGCAGCGUUGCCUUCCACACGCUGCUGGCUCACUCGCAGCAGCAGGCGGCGGCGAGGACGGAGCGAUUCUCGAGGGCCGAGGCCGCUAAGCCCGCGGCGGCCGACGUGAUCGGCGAUAUCCUCGCCCGUAGCCGUGCCUCCGGGCGACACGCCGCGCCCUCGGCCGGCUAA
This is a messenger RNA of Emiliania huxleyi CCMP1516, 558 nucleotides long. RefSeq lists its product as hypothetical. NCBI's taxonomy places the organism in Eukaryota, Haptophyta, Isochrysidales, Noelaerhabdaceae. The transcript is spliced from 3 exons. The record is from RefSeq and is a predicted model, not a curated record. Bases 1 to 558 code for a protein of 185 amino acids.